AUGGCACCUUCCGUCGCUAGUGUCCCGUCCCUCGAGACGGCGCGAGAAGUAAUCGCGAAGUCGAGAAACUCAGAAUUCCCUCCCAAUCUACUCCCUGUCACGGCAUCGAUCUCUGCCGACCUCUUGACCCCAACAUCGGCAUAUCUGAAGAUUGCAGAGAACUCGCGUUUGUCAUUCUUAUAUGAGAGUGCUGCUACUACAGAGACUAUUGGACGAUACAGCUUUGUUGGUGCAGACCCUAGAAAAGUUAUAAAGACCGGCGAGGGGCAUGGCCCAGCAGCGGAUCCCCUCCCAUACCUCGAGGAAGAGCUCUCUCAGUUCCGCGUUGCGACAGUCCCUGGAUUGGUUCUCCCGCCACUGACAGCCGGAGCUAUCGGAUAUGUUGGAUACGACUGUGUUAGAUACUUUGAGCCCAAGACGGCGCGGCCGAUGAAGGAUGUGCUCGGAGUACCCGAAUCGUUCUUCAUGCUUUUCGAUACCAUCAUCGCAUUCGAUCAUUUCUUCCAGGUCGUUAAGGUCAUCACAUACGUGCCCAUUCCCUCGGCGGACGCCGAUAUCGAAGCUUCAUAUCUCCAGGGCCAGACGAUCAUUCAAAAAACAAUUGAUACGCUGCUCCAGGAGCGUAUACCUCUACCACCCCAGGGUCCGAUCAUUCAGAACCAGGAGUACACAUCCAAUAUCGGACAAGAAGGAUAUGAGGGCCAUGUCAACCGGCUGAAGCAGCACAUCGCCAAGGGCGAUAUUUUCCAGACCGUGCCAUCACAGCGACUAUCACGACCCACUUCUCUGCACCCCUACAACCUCUUCCGCCACCUUCGCACUGUCAACCCUUCACCUUAUCUGUUCUAUAUCGACUGCCAAGACUUCCAGCUUGUGGGAGCCAGUCCCGAGCUCCUGGUUAAGGAAGAGCGGGGACGCAUCAUCAGCCACCCCAUCGCCGGUACUGUGAAGCGCGGCAAGACCCCGGAGGAGGAUGCUGCUCUGGCCGACGAGCUCCGCAGCAGUCUUAAGGAUCGCGCCGAGCACGUCAUGCUGGUCGAUCUCGCCCGCAACGACGUAAACCGAGUCUGCGACCCCACCACAACACAAGUUGAUCGCCUGAUGGUCGUGGAAAAAUUCUCACACGUGCAGCACCUGGUUUCUCAGGUCUCCGGAGAGUUGCGGCCAGGUAUGACCCGCUUCGAUGCAUUCCGAUCCAUCUUCCCCGCCGGCACAGUCUCUGGUGCACCUAAGGUGCGCGCCAUGCAGCUCAUCGCCGAGCUGGAGGGUGAGAAGCGUGGCGUUUACGCUGGUGCCGUUGGAUAUUUCGGAUACGAUAGUGCCAAUGCCGAUGGCUCCGCUCAGAUGCCCGGUGCGAUGGAUACCUGCAUUGCGCUGCGCACCAUGAUGGUCAAGGAUGGCGUUGCUUAUCUCCAGGCUGGUGGUGGUAUUGUCUUCGACUCGGACCCCUAUGAUGAGUACGUUGAGACGCUGAACAAGCUCGGUGCCAACAUUGCUUGCAUCAAGGGCGCUGAGGCGAAGUACCUGAGCAUGGAAAACUAA
Molecule: messenger RNA, 1542 nt
Organism: Penicillium paradoxum
Lineage: Eukaryota; Fungi; Ascomycota; Eurotiomycetes; Eurotiales; Aspergillaceae
Gene: trpE
Product: anthranilate synthase TRP2
Exons: 4
Coding region: 1-1542 (513 amino acids)
Biological process (GO): L-tryptophan biosynthetic process
Molecular function (GO): anthranilate synthase activity
Source: RefSeq, a predicted model, not a curated record